UCUUCGGUCACCAAGUGUCAUUUCAAUUUUUCUUGCCUGGUUUAUCCGAUUUCUGCGAUCAGAAUGAUCAUAUAUUGACAAUGAGUUCACGAAAUAUGAAAAAUGGCUCUAUAGACCGAAAUGAGAGCGAAGAUGAUAUGAGUAACUUAGAGGGAGGCGAUUUGGGACUAGGUUUUGGUCUGAAACCUGGGGGCUUGCCUCGUUCCCCAGCCCCAGAACGACGUUUGAGUAAUCAUGUCUCUAGUCCCGCGUCGGUGACAAACUCAGAACCAGACCUUCAUCGUGAUGUUGAUAGGUUCAUUAUUGAUAGUGACAAGUCGGGAUCAAAACUAGAGCGAUCGUGCAGUCUCCAUUGCAACGAAAGAGACAAACGUGGAUUGCGAUAUGGUAACAACGUAAACGUGACGACAAAACGCUCUACUUUUUCCAGUCGGCGAGCAAAGACAGAGAGUGACACUGAGUCAACGAUUGAUACUAGAUCCAGAGGCACAGAAUCUGACGAUGAGGAUUCUGUCCUGACGGAAAACGGUGAAGAUGAAUUCCCCCAAUUUGCGGAGGUUGCACUUGGUACGUCGAUACGUCAACAGAAACAACUCUUUGAACAUGAUAUCCAUGAAAUGUACAAGUCAUACACCAAAGGUACAACACAGCGUCCCCGGUGUAGUACAAUUAGAGGUAGUAUCCAUUCUCCAAUGACAGCAUGCUGGGGGUGUGAUGAUGAAAUGGACAUCGAUGAGAAGUUGAAAAAGACAGAACUGGAGGUCGAAAUACUUAGAAAUGAGUUAGAAAGGUGCCAAAAGCAGCUGGAAGCCAAAUACAAGGCGAUUCAGGUCCUACAUAAAAAAUCACAAGUUGCCCAGUGUGAGCAUGAUGUGAGUGAGCACAAGAUUAGGGAGAUGACCCAUAUUAUGGAACAGCAAACCUCUCAAGACAAGAGUGACAACAGACUCCUGGAAAUCAUACCAGAAGCUGAUGUUGAAUCGUCUGAGAUUCAGUCAGGGUGCAUGCUGUCUGGUAGAAAUGCACCUCAUAUUGAGGAGAUCAAUAAAUUACAAUUUGAACUUGAAUACAGACAAGGUACUCUCAUGGAAAGCCAGCAGACUUGGGCACAGAGGUUUGACAGCGUUUGCCAGGAAAAUGUCUCCCUCGUGCAGUUACUGGAGGAUCGGACAGAAGAGCUACGGCGGAUGUAUGCUGAAAAAAUGGGUCUUGCCCGAGAAAGAGAUGAAUUGCUUGCCCUCCUCGACGUGAAGGAACGGUUAAAAUAUGAACAGAACAGACAGAGCACACCCAGUGAUGAUGCAUACGGCCGGUUCUCAUCGAAUGAGCUGGCAGUGCUUGGUGCCUGUAAUUGCCGAGGGUCAAAUCCAGACCCAUGCGGUUGUGCAUAUGCAGCCGCUAACCUCAGGAAAGAAAAUAUCAAACUGAGAGAAGAGAUUGAAUUGCAUAAAAAGCGACGGGAGGAGGCAUACAGCACCGUCGAUGCCUACAGGAUGGCAUUUGAAGAGCAGCUGUUUAAAAACAAAGCAAUGACCAUGAAGAUGGCUGAUCUGUCGUUACCGAGCCCGAAUAAAAAGAAGAAAGCUCUUGGAGCAUUGAAAUGGUUGGUGAAGCAGUUGAAUGAUGAUGAGCCCCCUCCGCGACAAAGACAAAAUGCCAAAAACCAUGAUGAUGAGGAUGCAAAAGAGAUGUUGACUAAUUCAAAUGAUACAAGCCCCUCAGAUAAUGAACGAAUCUACAGUGAUAUCUCAGGGUGUCAGAGUGAAAAGGAAAUCAUACAAGUUUUAUUAGAAAAGUUGAGUGACAAAUCAGAAGUACUUGCCCAACAGAAAAUAGCAGCACGGAUGCUCGCAUCACGAACGAAGGAAUUAGAGCAGAAACUGUUACUGCAAGAGGACGGAAAGCCAAUAGAAUGAUAGAGACUAGCAAAGGACAAUAGACAGAGACCAUUGAUUAAUUAAAAUCAUCGAAAAUGUGUUCUUCAAAAAAUAGAAGUGUGAUGACAGAGUGAGAGAUUAGGGAGGUUAAGGGACCUACCAGAACGAGACUGACUAGAACUGAAAGUGGUGCCAGUCGUAUGAGAAUAUCCAAUAUCUGUCCAUGAAAUAUGAAAACCUGCCGAUACAAAGUUUUGUAUUUUCGAGAUGCAAAGUUAUUUUUUCCCAAAUACAUAUAUGCCGCUGAUGUUAUAAAUAGGCGUCUUCUGUACAGUUUCUGCUGCUGUUGUUUUCUAGAUGCAUUUCGGAGAUUUGUUGUUGAUGCAUUUUGGAGAUAUCAUUUGUAAAUAGAAUUUUCAUCAUUCACUGCUAGUCUUUUUUCCUCUGAUGAUAUUUUAUGACCUGUCUGUUGUUUUUGCUUUAGUGACAAAUUUAUGAACACUUUAUGUGCAUGUUAAAUCCUGGUGUCUACAUGUGGAGAUAAACUAAUCCAUAAAAACUUAGGUCUUUUGUAAGUUGUUUUAAGCUGUGGAAAUAAGAAAAUGCGUUAUUGGUAGGUUUUUACAUGGAUUGGGACAUACAUGUAGUUGAAAUUUGGGGAUUUUGUACAAUUUUACUGUUAUUUUCAAUUCUAAAAUGUUAUUUCAUGUUGAGACCACCUUUCUUGUUGGUUGGGCGUGUUCUUCUCAUGGAAUGAUGCCAUAAUUAUUUCUGCUUAACCUGGUACGUUUUGCUGUCUCCUUGAAAAUACCUUUGGUUGCGCAUCCUCUUGUGCUGGCAAAUAAAAUCAUAAUGUCAUGUGCCAUGUCAUGUUUUGCCCUAGUGAGACAAAGGGGAAUGACUUUCCUUCAAGAAUGAUGGUGAUUGUUGUUUGCUAGACUUGUAAGGUGGAAAAUGUACAGUAUUCAUUUGAAACAUGAACAUUUUGUAAAAUUACCAUGUGUAUUUAUGGAUGUAAUAUAUUAUACAACAAGAAUGU
This is a messenger RNA of Lineus longissimus, 2916 nucleotides long. RefSeq names its product coiled-coil domain-containing protein 125-like. The coding region runs from base 81 to 1916 and encodes 611 amino acids. Gene Ontology annotation, biological process: negative regulation of Rho protein signal transduction; negative regulation of cell motility. The record is from RefSeq and is a predicted model, not a curated record. Gene Ontology annotation, cellular component: cytoplasm. The transcript is spliced from 12 exons. Lineage: Eukaryota; Metazoa; Nemertea; Pilidiophora; Heteronemertea; Lineidae.